AUGGAAGUAAGAUGGGAACAAUUAACACACUGUUUUAGAGAUGGUGCAAAAAGAUCAUUGUUAAUAUUGUUAACAGUUAAUUUGUUAAACUAUAUGGAUCGCUAUACAAUAUCCGGAGUUUUAAGUCAAUUAAAAAAAUAUUAUACUAUUGAUGAUACUUCAUUAGGUCUUCUUCAAACAGCUUUUAUUAUUUUUUACAUGCUGUGUGCUCCAUUAUGUGGUUAUUUAGGUGAUAGAUAUAAUCGUAAAUUAAUAAUGACUGUUGGUUUAAUAAUAUGGAUGUGUUCUGUUUUGGCAUCCUCCUUCUGUAAAAAUAAUCAAUUUGUUUUAUUUCUGUUUUGUCGUGGUUUAGUUGGAGUUGGUGAAGCUUCAUAUGCCACAAUUGCACCAACAAUUAUUGCUGAUCUUUUUACUGGUUCAGCCAGAAGUUAUGCCUUGAUGAUUUUUUAUUUUGCCAUACCAUUUGGUAGUGGAUUAGGUUAUAUAUCAGGAUCAUAUAUCUCUUUAAUUACUGGUUCAUGGCAAUGGGGAAUUAGAGCAACACCUAUUCUUGGUAUUUUAUGCCUUUUUAUGAUACAUUUUUAUAUGGAAAAUCCAGAACGUGGAAGUUCAGAACAUGUACAUUUGAGAAAUUCUACUUACCUAGAAGAUUUAAAAUAUCUUUUGUCAAUUAGAACAUAUAUUUUUAAUACAUUAGGAUUAACAUGUGUAAUUUUUUGUGUUGGUGCUUUAAGUUUCUGGGCACCUACUUUUGUUGAGUAUGCCUAUAGAAUGGGAUCUCCUUUCCAUUCAAUUACUGAUGCUGUUAAAGCUUCAAUUUCAUUAAUCUUUGGAAUGAUAACAUGUGGGGCUGGUAUUGUUGGAGUUAUAUUUGGAUCAACAAUAUCUGAGAUAUGGCGUGAUGGAAGAUAUGGAAUUAAUCCACUUCCAUAUGCUGAUCCAAUGAUUUGUGCCAUUGGUAGUCUUAUUGCUGUUCCAUUUUUAUAUUUUACCUUAAUAACAUUACAAUUUAAUAUACCAUUAGCAUGGUUAUUAUGUUUUAUUGGAAUAGCUUCAAUGUGUAUGAAUUGGAGUGUCAAUGCAGAUAUGGUAUUGUAUACAGUAACAUCAAAUUGUAGAGCUACAGCUACAGCAUUUCAAACACUUGUAUCACAUGCAUUAGGUGAUGCUAUUUCUCCAUAUAUUAUUGGUGUAAUAUCAGAUUUGAUAUCAGGAGAUAGUGAUGAUCCAAGUUUAAAAUUCCGUUCAUUACAUGUUGAAAAAGACAAACAAAAUGUAGUUAUUUUGUCAAAUUACGAAGAACUAGCACAUUUAAAUGAAAUAGAAGUAGGUAAUGACGAUUUGGUUAUCACUGUUAGAGAAGAACUGCCAUCAACACCAGUAACAUCUUAA
Molecule: messenger RNA, 1392 nt
Organism: Strongyloides ratti
Lineage: Eukaryota; Metazoa; Nematoda; Chromadorea; Rhabditida; Strongyloididae
Product: Protein spinster
Exons: 3
Coding region: 1-1392 (463 amino acids)
Biological process (GO): transmembrane transport
Cellular component (GO): membrane
Molecular function (GO): transmembrane transporter activity
Source: RefSeq, a predicted model, not a curated record